AUGAUCAACACAGAACUAGUUGACUAGUGUAUAUUUAAUGUCAUUUUCAUGAAUUCCUUGCUCGGUUUUCACCAGGCAGUUGGCUUGAUCAGAUAAUUUGAAUGUUCCGACAUGGGCUGUACAAUAACAGCGUGUUUUGUGAACCAAUACUAGUCAACCACAAAUGAAAUAUUUGCAAACAAUUCGGCUUGUGGGCUAUGAAUUCCAAAAGGAAGAAUCUUGCAACACAACUGUGCAAAGCUGUCAGUGAUGGAGAACCAAGGGCUGUGGAAGCUCUUCUUUCGGAAGGUGCCAAUCCAAACCUGAUCCUUCGCAAAGGCGUAGCGGCGGUGCAUUUAGCUGUCGGCGUGGAGACAGAGAAGCGAAUUCGCUGCCUAAAGCUUCUUCUGCAACAUGGGGCUGACCCCAAUGCGAGGUCUGUCGAGGAUCUGACGCCCCUGCACGUUGCUGCAUUAUGGGGCUGCUACCAGAACCUCAGACUGCUUCUACAGAAUGGAGGAGACCCCAGCUUAAAAGACCAGGAUGGGAACCGACCAGUUGACCUGGCGAACCAGCAGGAGAACUGCAAAUGUGCGCAUCUCCUGCAGGAAUACCAGUCCUGCGAUGCUACAGAAGCAGAGGAGGAAGACCUGCCGCAAUUUCAAUACUCUUUUUAUCGCGGCCAUGGCAGCAGAGUACUGCCCUGCAGCUCUAGCGCAGACGAAAGCACUUCCGUGUCUGAGAGCUCCCGAUUCAGUGACUCCAACGAGGGGCCGCUCAGUAGCACACGCCGCUCCUCCUGUCUGAACCUGUCAGGAACCAGCAACAGGCCCAGAUUCUCGGGGCUGUCCGACAUCACGGACCUACACUUGCGUCGCACCCAGGAAUGGGGCAGGGACUCGGACUGGGGCGUCCCCUCAUUGCUUUGUAGUACUCGCCUGUCCACGGUAGGUCACAGAGCCCCGUCGGGGAUAUUGCCCAUUCUUCAGGAGGGAGUCCCGCUUUCGGACUGCAGUGCAAUGCCGCCACCCAAGGACCGAGACGUCUCUGCGAUCCAGAGACUAUCUAACGUCGUCCCUCGUAACGAGGACUCGUCCUGUUCCUCACGCCGCGGCAGCCGGAAAAGCGUAAGCUUCAGGGACGUGGACGAAUACUUCCCGGCGUUCCGUUUAGACUCUCCCAGGAAGCCGGAGGACCAGGACGGUAGUAGUAACUCCUUGGCGGACACCACGGUCGACUUCACGGCCUACCCAAACUUUCUGGAUUCGGAGCGCACGGCCACUUUGCAGCACCAUCAGGGAAUAGACGUCACCUCGCCCGAUCACGUCUUCGUGUUCUCUCGAGACGUCGAUUGUGCCAGUCCUGAGUUGGAUAAGACCGUGGUGGGACCUUGGCCGAUGGAGGAGGAGGAGGGGGAACUGGACGAGGGAGGUGGUGAGCUGUUUGAUGAGAUGAGCGAUCCUGUCCAGCCCCAGCACUGUUCAGGUAGCAGCAGUGGGGGCAGUCAUUACAGUAGCUGUGACAGCGACCCUUACACCAGUGCCCUAGAGCCGUCCCUCCAUCACAGGUGCAGCCCACCUUCGACGGAAGAAGCGGAAAAGAGAUCAGAGACUAGUAAACGAGGCACUUCUCCCGAGGCAGCCUCAGCCUUUCAGUCGAGCAGGGCAGCACCACAACGGCCCACUUUGCCUGCUUCACCUUCGACAUCACCGGGGACCCAGAGUUUGUAUCCUAUACUUGGCGAAGAACUAAAGGAGCACUUGCUGAACACGGGUCAUUCACGAAAUGGCGGGCAUCCUGCCUUAACAAAUGUCCCCAUUCAGAGAAGCACAGACUCUUCAGUCGGGGUCUUGACUGAGCCAGAGCUUCCUGCCAUGAUGGAUGACUUGCAGCUGUGUGCUAAAUCCCCCUUCGGCAAUGCCGGAGGAGAACCGCAGGGAAGUCUGCGUAAGGCAUUUUCAGACUCCGUCCCUGCGGCGCAAUCGGAGAGGGGGCGUGGGGAGGAGGAGCUGCCCACAGGAGAGGUCGCACAUUCUUCCAGAGUACAUGGGGCUCCUGUGGUGAUGGAACCGGAGUUGCUGCUGACGCCCAGCCCAUUUGUCACGGGAAGGACGCGUUCCAGAAUGAGCCGUUGCUCCCUCAGAACCACCGGCAGCCCGCAUACCUCCCUGUCCACCUCCUCCCUGUUCGAAGAGACCUUGCCUCUCCCGACUCGCUGGGUACGCCGUAAUAACACUGGCAGAACCUGUGAGAGAGGAAAAGAUGGACUUUGUCGCACUCCAACUCCUUCAGAAAAUGGAUUAUGGGACAAUUCAGGCUCCAGCAUUCUGAGGCCCGAUGGAGACCAGAGUUCGCAACCGAGUGCCAGCCAAGCAGACACCCUAAUAAUUACUAGGAGUAUAGCAGAGACUGUCAUUAUCUCUGGGAGUUUAGCUGACACGGUGAUCCUGGAGGAAAGGAAUGAUGGAAGUGUGGCUAGCUCUUCUGGAGACAGUCAAGUUGAGACCAGUCCAUCCUGCCCCUCUACUGAUGUCAUAACUGAUGAUCGAUCAAGUUUGAGCGGGGAAGGGCCCAAUGAGGCAUCAAAUCUGGUUACUCCCCAGGUGAAUCGUCUCCGGCCAAAAGUGGAAGAAUCCUGGAUCACUGAUGACGUUGAGUCCAGUGACUCGCUGUCGUCAUCUCCGAACAGUCCCCAGACGCCGAAAGCGUGCCUCCGUUACGCUUCCCCGGAGCCACGGAAAGAGCCGCCCGCAACGCCUGCCUCUGGAUGUACCCCGCGUUAUAGUAUCAGCAGGCUCUCCGCGUGCCACACGCCCCAGACGCUGGCCAACCUCUCCUACACCCCAGGAGGACGUCCCCUGAUCUUGGAUGUGGAUGAGCCCGUCGAGUACCUUUAUACGGAUGUCGAACAGGGCCACGAGCUGAUCGAGUGCCACGUGCCUCCCACUACCAACAGCAGCAUCAGCUCUGACACGAGCGGCAGCGAGGACACCGUGCUGUACGACUGGCGCUCUGUGAUUGUCGGCCUUGGAAAGGAGAACCAUCUCCCUCGGGAAGAGGUGCUGCCCGACGCCAAGCCCCUGACGGACAAGGAGCUGAGGUCCAGGUUGAAGGAGCUCGGUGAGGAUCCCGGCCCCAUCAAUCGCCGUACCCGUCCGGUGUACAUGCAGAGACUGCACCGCCUACUGCAGGAGCCCAACGGCCAACAGUCGGCCAGUCAGAACUCGGGAUACAGUGCAGAAAUGGCGGCUUCUCUGGACAGCUUCGUCCUGCCAAACUGCUUUGCUGAGGAGAUGGCUCUGUGCCAGCAGUUUGACCAACCCGACCAGAACAGAAAGUGGCGUGAGGGCCUCAUAAAGUCCAGCUUCAACUACCUGCUCCUUGACCCCAGAGUCACAAAGAACUUGCCAUACCGCAGUCAUUCCAUGACCCCUGCAGAGUGUUUCCGAACCUUUGUCAGAGCCAUUUUCUAUGUGGGCAAGGGAAAGCGAUCUCGGCCAUACAGCCACUUGUAUGAAGCGCUGGAGUACUUCAGAGGAGACAAAUCUUCCAAGAAACUUUGCUCCAAGGUGCAGCACAUCCUGCAGGUGUGGAAUGCUGGCCAAGGGGUAAUUUCUCUGCAUUGCUUCCAGAACGUCAUCCCGGUGGAAGCUUACACCCGUGAGGCCUGCAUGGUUGAUGCCAUCGGCCUAAAGAUGCUGACCAAUCAGAAGCGGGGGGACUACUACGGGAUCGUGGCGACUUGGCCGCUAAAACGGCGGCGUGAAAUGGGGGUCCACCUGCUCUUCCGCGCGAUGCAGAUCUUCCUCGCGGAAGGCGAGCGGCAACUGAGGCCGGUGGACAUUCGGGCAGGCUCGUGAGUGGACGAUCCUGGUUAGAAACGGGGUGAGAGAGACCUAGCAACCAAAGGGGGGAAGUACCACUGAUCCGCGAGGUCCACGUUAUGAGGAUCAGACCUCGUUUGCAUUAUUAUAAAGUAGAAGCCUGCAAUGCAGGAGAAUUACAAUGCACAUGACUCAUUACUGAAUUCAGAUCCACAACUAAGAAGAUUUUUCAGUUUGUUGGAGUGAAUUUAAUCAAAUGAAAAGCAAAGUGCAGUUGGUUAAAGAUAAACACUAGGGCAUUACUGCAGACAACCUACCAUGCCCUUUUUUCAAAGCAAUAGCAAUGUUGUCGGAGAGCAACAGUACUCAUUACUGCAACAGUGAUGGUUUCCCAGGAUUUUCAAUUACAUUCAUUUAAAUUGCAACAAAAAUGUACACCUUAGAGAAGACCACCAGCUCACUGGAAUU
Conger conger (European conger) is the source of this 4271-nucleotide messenger RNA. RefSeq names its product ankyrin repeat and LEM domain containing 1 (gene ankle1). Gene Ontology annotation, molecular function: endonuclease activity; protein binding. The record is from RefSeq and is a predicted model, not a curated record. Bases 198 to 3839 code for a protein of 1213 amino acids. The transcript is spliced from 9 exons. Lineage: Eukaryota; Metazoa; Chordata; Actinopteri; Anguilliformes; Congridae.